Messenger RNA from Echinococcus granulosus, 4593 nucleotides. RefSeq names its product Condensin complex subunit. Gene Ontology annotation, biological process: mitotic chromosome condensation; meiotic chromosome condensation; mitotic cell cycle. Gene Ontology annotation, cellular component: condensed chromosome, centromeric region; nucleus. The transcript has 24 exons. Gene Ontology annotation, molecular function: histone binding. The record is from RefSeq and is a predicted model, not a curated record. The coding region runs from base 1 to 4593 and encodes 1530 amino acids. NCBI's taxonomy places the organism in Eukaryota, Metazoa, Platyhelminthes, Cestoda, Cyclophyllidea, Taeniidae.
AUGAUCUCUUAUCAAGCUUGCCAAAAAUACCUUGUCCGCGAAGGCCACGGAGCUGUUCUGAAAUGUUUUGAUGCCCUAUUCAGUGUCUUGCACGAAUGGAAAUCAGUAGAUUCAGGUACAAAGGAGGAUACAUGGCAUAUUGUGCUUAAAGGCUGCGAGGUCUCUGUUCGUGAAUUGGUUGGGGUGAUCAAGCCUCCCGGUUCUACUUCUGGUCUCAACAGAAAUGAUCUCUUAGAGAGAAGAAAUGCUGUUAAGAUGCAUGCCUACCUUUUGUGUCAACUCAUCGAAAUAAUCGAGAAUGAUUCUACUGCGGAGAGUAGUGCCUCUUCUUCGGUAAAGGUCGGACGUGGACGCAGCAAGGCUCUGAAUUCUGCCGCCAAGGUUCGUCGACCAGAAUUCGACAUGUCUCUCAACUGGCCAGAUGAGUGCUCCACUGCUAUCACAGUGCUGGAUCAACUUUGCAAAUUGGAUAUCAAACAGUUCUGGGAUCCCCCAGUAGUUGAAGAUGACUUCGUCAAUCUUUUGGCGAAUAGCUGCUACAAGUUGUUGGAAAACAAGUCGUUAUCGGCCAGUGCGAUGCUGAGGAUGGCCAUCACAAAUCUCCUGAGCACUCUGAUUCAAUUCUAUAAGCAUGGAAUCGCCUGCUGCUUGAAAUUGGCCCAAAUGCUCCAAUGCUUUGCACACACGGCCAACGUACUCUCCGCAAUUGUUAACAACUUCAUGACUGAUGAGACCAUGGUACCUUUUGUCAAGGAAUUACUCACUGAAAUUUGCAGUUACAACGGCGAGGAUCUGGAGCGCGAUUCGACGGGAACUCACAACUUGUGCUCCUUCCUGGAAUUGGUGUCGUCAGCGCACCCCUCAUUGGCAACCUCUAUUCUCCCGCUGAUCCGCACUCGGCUCUCCGAAGACCCCUACCAGAUGCGCAAUUGUGCUCUUAACGUGAUUGGCGAGGUCCUGCGCAACCUCCACGCCGACCACGCACAGAUUGAGGGGAAGGAUAAGAUACAGCGUGACCGCCUCAUGGAUGUACUCCAGGAGCAUAUUCACGAUGUUAAUGGAUUUGUGCGUGCUCGCGCUCUGCAAAUUUGGUGCAAUCUUGCUUCUGCUGGAGGCUUACCAAUCAGACGGCAAGUUCAGUUGGCCAGUUUGCUUGUUGGAUCGGAGGGGGCUGUCUUCGAUGUCUCUAGUUUGGUCCGGAAAUAUGCUAUGCGUCUUUUAACUGUCAUCAUUAUCCAAUGCCCAGCAGCUAAGCUUAGUAUGGAAGAUUUAGCCAGGGUUUUGAACAAGGAACAGAUGAGGCUUCAAGUAUUAGAGGAAAAUUUUGGUCGUUUCAAUCAAGAGGAUACUGCCGUAUUACCGUCAAAUCCGGCCAAUACCGAUGAUGCCAAAAAGUGUCUUUCAGAAGACCAUGAAGGCGAAGGAGGGAAAGAGGAAGAGAAGGGAGAAGAGAGUGAUGGAGAGGAGGAAAGCAGGAGAGCAGAAUCCGAGGCGGAAGAAGAGGAAGACGUGGUAGCCGAGCAAGGCGUAUCGGAAGCGGCGGCUGCUCUUGAGGCGGUCAUACACUCAGCGGCGCAGGUGGCCCAGGAGGGACAGAUGAAUGCCACUCCCUCCCACCCGCCACCCAUCUCCGCUGAGGUGGCCUUUGAGGCCCAGAAGGCAGAUCUGGUUCGCCAGCGCGCCUGUGUGGCCUACCUGCACGAAAUGCAGCGCUUCGCUGUCUACGUAUCCACAGGCAUCGAGGAUGUGUGCAACCUCCUACACUCCAAGAAUGUUACCGAUGUCCUCGAAGCCAUUGAAUUCUUCCUCACUGCUAAGCAGGCCGGAGUGAGAAACCUGGACGCCGCUCUCCGCCACAUGAUGGCUAUGGUUUGGUCGCAGGAGGAACAAAUUAGGAAAGCCGUUCUCGAUGCCUCCCGUCGGCUCUACUUCCAGCCGGAUAUAGUGAACGAGUCUUUUACGGUGGAGGGUCGUCUGUCCUCAGCGGCGCUGGCAGCGGUCAUUUCCACCCUUGUGCGUCUUGUCUCGGAAUCAACAAUGGGCGAUUUCGUUAGCCUUGAACGCAUCCUGCGGGAGCUCCUCGAUCUGGGCCACGUGGACGAAGAUCUCAGGCGCGAGCUUUGGAGUCGCUUCACCGAUCUUGCCGCCGCUAUGACUGACACCGCCGCCUUUCGCUCCGAGCGUCGACAGGAGCUUAAAGCCCUCCUUAUUCUUCUCAAAAUGAUCUCCUCACCAAGUAGGAAAAAUUUGGAGUUGCAUCUCAACGAUCUUGUCAAUUAUGGUCUUGGUGCCGCGACGGGAUACGCGAAUAUCGACUUGGAAUGCGCCAUGUAUGCAUGCAUGGCGAUCCAACAGAUGAUUCCUACUGAUAAGAUAGGGAAACAGAAAAGUCAUUCUACCCGCUCAACACCCGUCAACCCGAAAUCUCACGAGCCUUUUAGGCUACCGGUUUCGGACCCGCUUUGUACUUCCUUGCGCAGACUUCUCAUCUCAACAUUUGCAUCUUCUUCUCGCCUUCAUUGGAUUCCUUUGAUGGAGCAGGCGGUCGCGACAAUCUUUCAACUCAUCGACACACCAAGUCUGGUUAUGGCGGAAGUGAUCCGUGAAAUUGGUGAGCAGUUACUCAGGACACUGAUGAAGCCUCCAUCUUUUACGCAGCCGCAGAAGGAGGCUCAGGAGCCGUCACAACUGGACGACGAGGGAGAGGAGAACAGCCAGGCGCAGGGUGACGUCGAUGCAGCCAAUGAUACCGCUGAGCCCACGUCGCAAACGGUUCCACCCACCAUCCCAUCAUUCAUUUUGGCGCGAUUCAUCGCUCUGGCUGGACAUGUAGCCCUCAAAAUGCUUGUUCACCUGGAGUUCUCCAUCCUGAAUGAGCUUAAACGGCGUGAGGUCAUUCAGGAGGAGAGCAAACAGGCAAAAAAGCAUUUUGUGAAGACCCCCAGGUCGGCAAGACUGAAUGCUAAUCCCAAUGCUUCGACCCGCCUUGACACCACCACCAAUGGGACCCAGAAGGGCGACACGAGCGGAGGCGCCGGUAACAGCGCCUUGGAGGAGGAGGCUGCUCUCCUUGGAGCGGUUGCUGACGAUGCCGAAGCAGACUAUAUACGGAAUGUUCUCAACAACGAAAUUGUUCUUGAACCUGACCACCUGCUAUCUCGCCUCCUUCCCUUGGUGGUGCAUGUUUGUUCACAUCCUAGCAGAUACGUUGAUCCCGACCUGCAAGCGUCUGCCUCACUUUCGCUGGCGAAGUUUAUGCUGGUAAGCAGUGCGGUGUGCGAGCAGAACCUGCAAUUGCUAUUCACCUUGGCGGAGCGCAGUCCCUCCGAUGUGGUGCGUGCAAAUUUGAUCGUGGGCCUAGGUGAUCUGGCUCGUCGUUUUCCCAACCUCAUCGAGCCCUGGACGCCAAACCUCUAUGCCCGGCUCAGGGAUACCUCUCCCAAAGUCCGCAUCAACGCGCUCAACACCCUAAGCCACCUCAUUCUCAACGACAUGGUCAAGGUCAAGGGACAGAUCAGUGAAAUGACGGUUUGUCUGGUAGAUGAGAACGAUCGCUUGAGGCAAUUGUCACGUCUCUUCUUCCGAGAACUCGCUCAAAAGGGCAACGCUCUCUACAACGUCAUACCUGACAUAAUCAGUCGUCUCAGCGAUCCCGAAGUGGGAGUCAAUGAAACCAAGUUCAGAACGACUGUCGAUUUCCUGUUCCCGUUGAUUGAGAAGGAACGACUCUGUGAAACCCUGGUGGAGAAGAUCUGCUCUCGCUUCCGAGUAACACAGACGGAGCGGCAGUGGCGUGAUCUGGCCUACUGUCUGCGGGUAAUGUCCUUCAACGAGCGUAUGAUCCGCACAUUGCAGGAAAACUUGCCCAUCUUUGCACAACAGCUCUCCAUCCCCGAUGUUUACCAAUCCUUCUCGGAAAUCCUCGCCAACGUUAAGAAAAACGCCAAGACUGAUGCUCUACCGCACCUGGAAGAAUUCGAGGCUAAAAUCGAGGAGUUCCAUCGAAAAGGUGUCGCCGACGAAGAGGCUCUGCAGCGCGCUGAAGUUAUGGUGAAGAAGGCGGUGGCAAAGCGGCGCCGAAUCGCAGCGCCCGACGCACGCAAGUCAGUGCGCCGUGUCAACCAAAUGGGCAGCGGUGACAUUGAUAGCGGGGAGGCUGAAAAGGCGGAGGAGAUGGUGGCGGUGCGCCCUCCCAGUCCCCGCAGGACCCGAACUCGUCGCACUGCUGCUACCUCCAGAUCCUAUAUGAUUUUCAGCUCAGAUGAAGAGGAGGCGCUUCAAACCGUCCCAGUGAAAUCAACUUUAAGAGCAGCCCCUGAGGGCGGGAAAGCGCAUAUCCGUCCCAAAACUGGGGCGGGAGUGGUUUGUGGUGGCCACUUGGAACAACCGCAAACAGUUGUUGCGACCACGUGGGUCAUGCCUACAACCCCAUCGACAUGCGUGGAUGUGUACAUGAGUCAACUCCCACCUCUCGGAAAAACAUCAUUUCAACCCCAUGAGACGAGCGCUGAGUCUGAGCAAUGCGUCAGUGAAGAAGCUCGUAAAGAGGAUUACCUGAUAGCCUUAUGUCCCUACAAGAAUACGAUGAGAUAA